Molecule: messenger RNA, 4253 nt
Organism: Physcomitrium patens
Lineage: Eukaryota; Viridiplantae; Streptophyta; Bryopsida; Funariales; Funariaceae
Source: RefSeq, a predicted model, not a curated record
CACACCCCCGCCCCCUCUUCCUUGCUCACUGUGCGCUUAGAGGAAUGUAAUACGUUACACCAGCGAGAGAGAGAGAGAGAGAGAGAGAGAGAGAGCAUUGAUUUCAUGCUGUGUUUCAUUGCUACGCAACAUUCGGGAAUGGAAGGAAGGCAGCGGAUUUUGUCGAGUGUUUUUGUGCAACUCGCCACUCGGGGUCGGUGUCCGGUGCGAUGACGGGCUCGAGGAGGUGGAAGAAUUGGGAUGACUGCGAAGGUCUCACUUCGCAGACUUGGGUUGGUGUAAGAGUUUCGUGGAGCAGUUUUGCGGGUUCCUCGCUGAGAGUUCGUGGGUUGCGCAAGAGUUCGUACUUCGUUGUGUUGUUUCCAAUCUUUUUGGUCUCUUUGAAGACUCGCAGAGACUGCCUUGUUUAGCAUGUGGAUUAUGGGGUCUGUGGUGGUUGGAUACCACUGCAAUUGUGGCUGUUGACCUCCGGUGCUUUUGAAAAUAACGCACUCGGAUCAGACCAUCGAGGAACAACUGUAUAUUUACGCCAAGAAGUGUGCAACGGACACUAGGUUGUCGUUGUCUUCAAGAAUCAGAUGAUCAGCAAGCAUUAUGCGUCUAAUUUAGUCCCUUGUGCCUUUCCACCUUUGCACCUGAUAAUGCGGUGUUAGCAACCUCGCAAUGUACCAUCCAUAGCCACUGGGCUUUGGAGAGUAUCUUCUGGAGCUAUCAAGGAACUCGCCUCUCUUCAGGAUCACCACGCAUUACAGAAACCACGAUGAGCUGGAUAAAAAAAGACAUACCCUUUUUCGUAUCUUUCAGCAUUGAUCUGCAUUUGUGCGGUUAAUGUAUUUGAGGCUCGUUGGCAUUCUUGAUUCCUCUCCGCUUGAUUAGUACCGGUAGUUUCAUAUGGUCAAUAUGCCCGGAUAGCCACUUGUGCAGUUGCACAUGUGUCAUAUGCAACAAAUGAAGAUCAAAACUCACUUGAGUUAUGACUGCUUCGCGUGUAGGUCAAAUGCCAUCAUCUAUGGGAUUCUCAAUAAACCGCCAUGACCUAGGCGAUAACUCUUCAAGGAGGGUUGCCCUCUUGUUUACACCUAUCACCUAAAAACAUCUCUAGGAGCAUAUAAAAUCUUAGAAUUGCCUUCUGGAAGAACUCACGGAAUCUCGCGGAGGCAUUGCCAUCUGACAGAGCCUCUUGGAUAUGUCGUCGACAGAGAUACGAGAGAACGUUAGAUACACUUCUGAUUGCAUAAUGAAACCAAUUACAAGUAGAAAGGAACCAAGUAAGCAUUUCUGUGGGAUAAGAGUAACAGCAUCUCUCAGCUAUCUCACCUAAAAAUUCAAGGGAAUUUCAGAGAUGAGCGAGGAUAACUCCGCUACACUGAGGAAGCUACAAGUUGUGUGAUAGAAGCUUCAGCAAAGAAUCAGAAUUGAGAGCCAAUGCUUGGCGGUGAUUUCCCCACUUUGAGCCAAUCUCAAGUCAGGCAUGCGCAGUUUUCGAAUCACAUCGGAAGCACUUGCGGGGAGGAGUCCAUGGAAAGGAGAGGAACUUUCCAUUCAUUUUUCGGAAAGUCAACUCCCACCCAAGAAGGCACCACAAAGAAAAGCUCCAGCGCUUUAGCAUCAACAUUGUCCACCUGCCAGAUUCCAGUUCUAGGCCAUCAUGUAUGCGACUUUAACUCAGUCUCAAAAUCACCAGGUGGGACAAGCAUAUUAGUAGGAUGCGUUUUGGGGAAGGCUAUUGUCAAACCCAAACAGCAAAUUCGAGGAUCUGUCAAGCGCAAUCCUGGCGAGGAUAGGAAGGAGCUCUUGGCUACAUCACCCCUUAAUAAUGGACCGACUUUGAAUGGUAAGGGAAGGACUGGCAUCUUGACGUUUCCUCGAUCAAUUUCAGUAAACGGCCCCCGCAUCGGCAACCUGAACUCGCCUCCCCCUUCACAGAAAUUCUUAGGGACAACCAUGACCUUCCUAUUUGAUAAGGUGGCCAGCGUCACCGAUUGCCGAAGCACUGGGCAUUUUGUCCUUCCAAAGAGGAAAGUGGAGGAACACUUUCCGCCAAUCAACAAGCCGGGAGGAAUUUGGAUGACACUUGUGGAUGCCACGGGAAAGGAAUGGUCCUUCGAGUUCUGCUUCUGGCAUAGUAAGGAGAGUCGAAUUUACUACUUCAAGAAAUUUUAUCCAUAUGUCCAAUCAACAGACCUACGUGGUGGUGAUACAGUUUUCUUCAGCAGAUUGGAGCCUCAAGGAACAUUGUUUAUUGGCUAUCGCAAGCAGAAACCUCCACCGCCGAAGCAAAUGAAAGCGUUGAAUUGUGGUGCUUCAAAGGACCAGUUUAAAGAAAGGGAACAUUCAAAUGGAGGACUUACGUAUCUUGCAAAUGACUGGAGCCCAUCUCUUGAGGAAGUCGCAACUCGACAAAAAAAACCUACAAAAUUAUCGGCUGAUGAUGCAAAUGUUGAUUACGCCCUAGACAGAGGUAUAAUCCAGCGUAAGAAGAAGAGAAAGAAGGAGUUUCCCCCACUCUCGCUUGCCCAACGGACUAAGGUCAUAGAUCACUUGGCAGUAGGUGAAGCUCUGAUAGACAAGAAAUCAACCAGCGGACGGUCUAGUACUCCAGAUACCUUCCAGCAUGAUGACAGGAUAGCAGGGGUGCUUGGCUCAAAGGGUAAAAGGCUGCGAGUAAAUGCGGAUGAGUACGCUGAAUGGAAAGAAAUGCAGGAUCUGCUUCGACCAGCACCUGGUGCUCUCCCUACAGUUCUCACUAUUGAAGGUCACGAUUUUGAAGAAUACGAGGCGCCUCCUGUUCUUAUCACGAGAACUUACCACAGCCCUGAAGCACAUGGGGAAAAUCAAUGGGUGAAGUGCAACGACUGUGGGAGCUGGAGAAGGCUGUCCGCUGAUGCUUUUGUUCCUGCAGGAUGGAUUUGUUCUGACAGCGAUCUAGAUCAAGGAAGGGCAUAUUGCAACGCACCACAAGAACUUAGUGACCACGAAAUUCAUCAACUCCUAGGAUUGGGCUUAGACGCAGAGGGCCGGACAGAGACCCAAGAGGACCUGAAUGAAGAUGGAGAUUGGACAACCCCUGAGCAUCUUUAUUCAGCCCAAGCAGACGUAUGCGCUUAUAAACAGCCGACGCUAUGGAGCGCAGCGAUGGCUUUGGUUGACGGGUCUUUGCAUAGGGGUACUGAAUCAUACUCGGAGCUCAAGAGCUGCGAAUCCGACACCUCAGUUCCAGAAUUCACAGACCAUGGUCCAGGUAUGGCCUUGCAGUCACCCCGGUUGAAACAAUUUUGCGACCUUAUAGAAGACUCAUCUUCAAGGAGGUCAACUUUUCUAGAAACUAGAGGUAGGAAAGUUUAUGAGAAUCCAACAGACAGUGAUGAGUUCGUAGACCCAGCGGGAGCUGCGAAAGGAUACGAGAUACCCAGAGCAGACUGCUAUGACUUCUUAGGCCCAGUUGGCAAGGUACUAACGCCACGUAGCGAAAUACAACCAGUGACACAGCAUCCUCUCACUACCAUGUGAUCAAAAUACAUAAGCAAUGUCGGAGGGUACGGAGCUAAGUGUAAGAUCCUAGCCAACCGUCGAGUAUUACAUUGAUCUUCACUGAAGCCUACAUCUUGCUGACUUGGGACAAACAGGCCCAAACCUCCGGCUCCUCUGCUAUGAACGUGGAUUUCAUUACUCAACCAUGAGAAGAGUGACCUAUCCACUAGAUGUAAAUCUCUCCAAGCCCAUCAACUCCAGUUUUGGGAUAAUCAACAAAAUCUGUCAAGGAUGAAUGAUCUUCCUGUACAUGAAACACGUCAAAGUGAGAGCCUGGAGUCAUAACUCCAUCGGCAGUUACAAGUUUUCCAGAGGUCUAGUUCCCUCUACCAAGUACCCCUCAGGUCAAUUGUAGAAGCAGGUCAUGCACCAGUUAAGAGUGCUCUGCACUCCAGUAACAAUCAGUGUAUAGUCCAUUUGCCUAGUUAUCGAGGGUAUCAUAAUGCAUGCAUGGCUGGUUCCGCUGUGUCACCGACAGGAUGCAUCCAUUCAACUUUCAGGGCAGAAAACACCACAAGUGUUCAUAAUUUUAGCUAGUUUUUCAGGAUUGCUACAGACUGAAAUUUUGUGGACAUGUGCCAAUUUUUAAAGUCAGGCGCAAGGCACCACAUAGCUCACGCUCACACAGAGAUCUAUUCCCUCUCGUAGCUCUGUUAAUCCAUUUUCUUCAAUGAGCAGUUGAUCUUCUGGAAAUGUCUUGGAAUUAAAAUGCUCUAUUCAAA